AUGGUCUCUCCAAAGAGCGCUGCAGACUCGUUGGCGUACGAUACGAUGCUCCUAUUCUGGCGUAUCGUUACAAACAUCUUCUUUCGCGAAAUUCGCCCAAGAGGCGCGUUCAAUAUCCCGCGCGAAGGCCCAGUUAUCUUUGUCGCUGGACCACACGCAAACCAGUUUCUGGACCCCUUGUUGCUCAUGUCCGAGGCCUACCGAGACGCUGGCCGUAGAGUCUCCUUUCUCAUUGCUGCAAAAAGCAUGAAGCGCAAAGCAGUUGGGCUCUUUGCAAGUCUCAUGGCCAGCAUUCCUGUCGCCAGAGCAGCCGACGAUGCGAAGCCUGGCAGAGGACUCGUCUACAUCACGGCAGAGAAUCCCACGACCGUCUAUGGUAUUGGUACUCAAUUUACCAAAGAUUUCAAGCCCAAGAUGCAGGUCAUGCUCGGUAAAUCACUCAACUCGGCAUCCGCCGAAGUCGUCGAGGUCAUCUCCGACACAGAAAUGAAGCUCAAGAAGGAGUUUGGGGCGAGAGUGGCAAAGGAACGACCAAAUUCCUCGAAAUUCUACAAGAGAAACAAGUCAAGGGCCUGGAAUACAAAGUCGUGCCAUACAUCGACCAAGGACAGAUGUACGCCGCAGUAUACGAGAAGCUCAAGCAAGGACAAUGCAUCGGAAUAUUCCCAGAGGGUCAGUUCUCCUCGCCCAUGCUUCCUCACUAUUGAACUUUCGACAGGCGGAAGUCACGACCGAACUGAUUUCCUGCCUUUCAAGGCUGGUGUAGCCAUCAUGGCACUUGGUGCAAUGGCGGCAAACCCUGGUCUCCAAGUCAAGAUUGUUCCAGUCGGGUUGUCCUACUUCCAUCCGGAUCGGUUCAGGUCGCGUGCAGUCGUCGAGUUUGGCAAGAGCAUCGACGUGCCACCAGAGCUUGUUGAGCAGUUCAAGUCUGGUGGACCUGCCAAACGUGACGCAUCUGGAAAGCUGUUGGAAGUAAUUUACGAUGCACUCAAGACAGUUACCGUGCGCGCACCGGAUUAUGAUACGUUGAUGGUCAUCCAAGCUGCGCGACGUCUGUACAAGGCCCCUGGUCAACAUCUCAGCCUGGGCCAGGUCGUUGAACUCAACAAGCGAUUCAUCGCCGGCUACCUACACUUUAAAGACGAACCUCGCGUGAAGCAGCUCCGGGAAAACGUCGUCAAAUAUAAUCGUCUGGUUCGAGACCUCGGCCUGCGCGACCAUCAGGUUAGCCAAGCGAGGCGCGCAUAUUGGAAAACCCUUGGCCUCCUCCUUUAUCGUACCAUUCUCCUCGUUAUAUGGUCCGUUUUUGCUCUUCCGGGAGUCAUUCUCAACGGUCCAAUCUUCCUGCUUGCGACUAUCAUCUCUAAACAAAAGGCGAAGGAAGCAUUAGCUGCAUCAAAUGUUAAAGUUGCUGGUCGAGACGUUCUCGCCACGUGGAAAGUACUCAUUUCCUUGGGGGCUGCACCAGUGUUGUAUUCGUUCUAUGCUUUCCUGGCCACACUUGUGGCCAUCAAGGCAAACGCACCAAUGAAGUGGCGCAUUUGGACUCCAUUCUUGACAAUGGGUAUACUGCCCGUAUUGGGUUAUUUCGCACUCAAGUUUGGGGAAGCUGGAAUUGAUGUUCUAAAAUCCCUGCGACCGCUUGUCAUCUCGCUCAUACCCGGUCAAGAAAGACAGCUUGAGAAGCUCAAGAGAAUGCGAAUGGCUUUGCAGAAGGAGGUUGCAGAAACGAUUGAAGAGUUUGGUCCAAAGUUGUACGAAGACUUUGACGAGUGGCGUAUGCUCCCACCAACCGCCAGCGUACCAGCAUCAGGAGAGACGAUGGGUUUGUAUCGACGCAAGGUCCAUACCGGCACCAUUGAUAGUCAAGGCAGCCUUCUCGUUCAUCCCAUGACCUGGCUUGAUGAACGUCUGUUUGGUUGGAGUCGUUCGGCACGGCGCGGCACUAGUGCAUGGGGAGGCGCAGUCUCCAGCUCCACCAGCAGGGUUGCGACUCCAGAUGCCUCGGAUGAUGAGGAUCACGGGGACUACGACAAUGUUCUUGGCUAUCUACCAUCCAUCGUCGGCGACGCAGUUCACGGCCUCGGCUUGUCACGCUCCAAGACUCCAAGGAGCUUGCGUGGAUCGUUUGCGGACUUGCCCUCUGUUCGUCGUGCCGAAGAAGACCGGGCUCGGUACGGUGAUGGUGUGCGCACACCCAAACGCUCGCAGCCACCUUCGCCAAUGUUGACGACUCGUCAACUGUCAUCAACCAAUGUCGGGAAACGAAUUCCCUCGCACGCCAAUUUGACGGUCAGCUUUGAUGUACCCCAUGAUCGCAACGGCAGCGCUGGUAGUAGUCCCACUUCACCCAACCUCAGCCCUCGGUCCGGUCGACCUCGGCAAAGGAGGAUGUCACUCGAAGACUCAGUGCCGGUGGAGAGAAUUGGUCAAAUCGAUCGGAAGGAACCGUUUGACGAGGCGACGGACGAGCUUAACAAGGAGAUUGCAGAAAAGAGAAGAUCGCAAGGACUUGACUAA
Serendipita indica DSM 11827 is the source of this 2520-nucleotide messenger RNA. NCBI's taxonomy places the organism in Eukaryota, Fungi, Basidiomycota, Agaricomycetes, Sebacinales, Serendipitaceae. The record is from the annotation of a GenBank genome assembly.